This is a messenger RNA of Bactrocera tryoni, 2940 nucleotides long. It is a transcript of the gene sr, whose product is annotated as hormone receptor 4. The transcript has 2 exons. The record is from RefSeq and is a predicted model, not a curated record. Gene Ontology annotation, molecular function: RNA polymerase II cis-regulatory region sequence-specific DNA binding; DNA-binding transcription factor activity, RNA polymerase II-specific. Gene Ontology annotation, biological process: regulation of transcription by RNA polymerase II. The coding region runs from base 28 to 2925 and encodes 965 amino acids. Lineage: Eukaryota; Metazoa; Arthropoda; Insecta; Diptera; Tephritidae.
GUAGCCCCUGGAACCCCAUCAGCGGCCAUGAUCAUGGAAGGGCUUGAAACCCUUGUGGCGCCAUCGCAUCACGCAUUCCUACUAACCGAAUCCGCCGCCGCCGCACACUUCAAUGUGCUGAGCUUCGAUACGUGUCUCUUUAAGACCACCGCACAGACUAGUCCCUCGACCGCGGCCACAUCAGCGGCCACCUAUCUCAGCACCCCAUCCCAUACAUUUGGCGGUGGCCAUUUGGGCGCCGCCCAAACGCUACUCCACUACAAUCUCUCGACGGCGAAUAACAAUCAUCAGACGGCCAUCGCGUGCGGCAGCAGCAGCAGCAGCAGCGCGUGCAAUACACCGACCAACAAUAAUAUAGCUACCGCCGCGACAGCAGGCACAAAUUCAGCACUGAGCGCUGCUAUUUCGCGCACAAAUUUCACGCGUAUCGGUGUUGCUAACAACAAUAAUAACAACAACAACAACAGCAGCAGCAAUAGCAACAGCAGCAAUAACAGCUGUAAUACAGUAGCGACCGCAGUGCAGCAAGCGAACGCAGCGCUAACAUCACCUACCCUCGCGGCAGGCGCCGUCACAGCAGUCAACAAUACAAAUAAUAACAGUAAUAAUAGUGGACGCAAUUCUGCUACACAUUUGAGUCUGCUCAAUACCGCACAACACAGUCCGAGCAGUCACGCGGCAGCCAGUUUAGGUGGCGUCGUCGCCACUCCCAACGGCGUAGAUAUCGCGAGCGGCGUGGUUAAGCAGUCGCAGCAGUCAUUGCCGUCGGACGCGCAGUGCGGUGAUACGCAGACGGGCGAUCUGAAUACGCCCGUCACCACAUCCAACGAUAUUCCAUCAUUCUUCGGACCAUCAACCAUUGUUGAGCCGCCACCCAUUACAGGUUCCAUCGAAUCCGAGGAUUUGUCCCUCGAACCCCAGCCCACGACCAGUCCGGUGCUGUGCAGUCCAUUGAAGGAGGAGCGCAGCACGCCGCCAGCUUUGGCAAUUGUCAAGGAAGAAACAAGUAAUAAUAGUUGUACCAUGUACCCUACACAUCUAAGUCAGAAUCAGACAACAACAACUACAACAUCAGCAACAAGCACGACAUUAUGUAAUAAUAACGCCAAUACAAGUACACAAAACAAUACACAACAACAACAACAGCAACACCAUCAAAGCCAACAUCACCAUCAACAGACACAUCACACACAACACCACCAACAACAUGCCGGCCAACACUCACCCCACCACCAUCACCCGUAUCAGCAUCAGCAGCAGCAACAUCACUUACAACAACAACAAAACCAAAUAACACACCACAAUACCUUACAUCAACAACACUUGCAACACAAUAGUCAUCAUGCACACCACCAGCAACAGCAACAACAACAACACCACACACAUUAUCAGCAUACGGCGCAUAGCCUUCAUCAACCACACGCCCAUCAACACCACCAUCACCAACAACAUCAACAACAACAACAGCAUGCGCAACAACACCAACAACAGCAGCAACAACAACAACAACAACAACAAACGCAUGCAACUAGCAAUAGCAAUAGCGGCAAAAUAUCAUAUCGUGGCAUUUUCACCACUACAGGUAAUACAGCAAUGAGCGGCCUACAUUCCGCAGCCGCCGCAGCCGCUGCCGCUACCCAGCAACAGCAGCAGCAACAGCAACAACAACAGCAGCAGCAGCAUCAGCAAGCUGCGCAACAACAGAUUGGUUCGCCACAAUUGAGUGUGCUGCCUGGACAAAUGUCACCACCGUCCGCCGGUCUUGGCAAUAGUUGGGGUCUACCCAGCCCCGAUAAGACACUCUUCCAACCGCCCAUAUUCAGUUUACUUGGACCCGGUCCACAGAACACAGCGCAAGCGCAUUAUGCCGCCCAACAAAAUAUGGCGCAGCCAUCGUCCACUCCCUCACCCUCCCAUCACAUGCAUACCGCCGGCUACGAUGAUGGGCGCGCGGCUGCGCAACAUGUCGAGUUGCUCGGCCUUAACAUGGACUGCUCGCCGAUUAUAUUGAAACAGCCGCCACCAAGCUAUAGCAGCACCAGCAGCUUCACCAGCCUAGCUGACAUGCAACAAGCGCAAGCCAAUCAUGAGCUGCAACAAUACCGCCAACAAAUAUCUGUUGCCGCGACCAAGUACCAGUGGCUGGAUUCGCCGGCCGAAUACGGUGGCGCGCAACAGUCUUUGGUUGUGCCUGGGCCGUCAUCCGCUACCUCUUCCGCAGCCGCAGCGUCCGUAAUUGGUGGCAUAAUUCCAAAGCAAGAGGCCUACUCGGAUCCCACACCGCCGCACCAUAUGCAGCCGCCAUCAUCGCAAGGCAACCAAUCUGGCUACUCUGUUGUGCAGCUAGCUGAAUACAGUCCGUCGACGAGCAAAGGUCACGAAAUACUGUCACAAGUAUAUCAGCAAAGCACCAUGCCGCUCAAAUUGGUGCCUGUGAAGCCACGCAAAUAUCCGAAUCGGCCCAGCAAAACCCCUGUGCACGAACGCCCCUACGCCUGCCCCGUGGAGAAUUGCGAUCGGCGUUUUUCGCGUUCCGACGAACUUACCCGCCACAUACGCAUACAUACCGGUCAAAAACCCUUCCAGUGUCGCAUUUGCAUGCGCUCUUUCAGCCGCUCGGAUCACCUCACAACGCACAUACGCACGCACACAGGUGAAAAACCCUUCUCAUGCGACAUCUGUGGUCGUAAGUUUGCGCGCUCUGACGAAAAGAAACGCCACGCCAAAGUGCACCUCAAACAACGCAUUAAGAAAGAGUCCAAGCUGAGUCAACAACAACAGCAGCAGCAACAACAACAAGCGGCCGCCGCAGCAGCAGCAGCGGCUGCACAACAGCAACAGCAACAUCAUCAUCAUCACUCAGCCCAUCACAUGCUUCAUUCCGGCGAUUUGCCUAUUGUGACGAGUAGCGCCACUAGCUUGUAGGCCGAAACAAAUUCA